This is a messenger RNA of Trichomonas vaginalis G3, 891 nucleotides long. RefSeq names its product protein deneddylation. Gene Ontology annotation, biological process: protein deneddylation. Gene Ontology annotation, molecular function: protein binding; metallopeptidase activity; deNEDDylase activity. Gene Ontology annotation, cellular component: COP9 signalosome; cytoplasm. The transcript has a single exon. The record is from RefSeq and is a predicted model, not a curated record. NCBI's taxonomy places the organism in Eukaryota, Parabasalia, Trichomonadida, Trichomonadidae. Bases 1 to 891 code for a protein of 296 amino acids.
AUGGAAGAUAUUGAUGAAUCAUUUUUCUACACAUUUGAUAGCGAAGAGUACAAUAAGUUAUGGGCUGAAGUAAAGAAUUCCGAGGAUCCAGUUUUAUACAAGACUUGCAUCAUUACACCUCGCGCUUUAAUUACAAUGGUAGAUCACGCCAUAGCAGGCGAUAGAAAUGAAAUUUUAGGCUUCUGCUUAGGUAAGGCAACAAAGAAUACAAUCCUUGUUAAUGACGUAUUUUCUACAACAACACUUGGCACAGAAACGAAUUGCUACGCCACUACAGAAAGCUAUGUUCAAUACUUUGCAGUCAAAGAGUCACUAGAAUUAUCCGGCCGUCAAUCUGCUAACGUUUCGGGCUGGUAUCACUCUCAUCCUGAUUAUGGUUGCUGGCUUUCAACAACAGAUGUCAUUGCACAGAAUAUUAUGCAAGCAACAGGUCCAAUGGUUGCACUCGUCGUUGAUCCCAUCAAAACAGCGAAUACUGGAAAAGUUUUCCUUGGAGCUUUUCGUAAUUUCCCUCAGUCUUACAUUAGCAGCCAGCAUAACUUCGGAAAUUCAUUAAUACCUAGCGAGAAAAUAAAAGACUACGGCGCAAGCGCAGGGAAAUACUACCAACUCGCAAUUAAUUAUUUCUUGACUGAUUCUGACAAACUCGUUUUAAACGAUAUCAUUCAGCAUUCAUGGGGUGAAGAGCUUGCAGAAUCUCCUCUUAUUGCUAAUUCUAUCUUUAUUGCAGCUCAAAUCAACGACCAAGCAGCUAAAAGAAUCAAUAUGCUUGCAAACAACGUCAUGUCUGGAACAGAUAUCGAAACACUUAAGAAUAUUGUUCGUGGAAUCAACGAAGAUCGAAGAGCCGGCAUUAUGAUUCAGAAAAUGAAAUCCGAAGUAUUUGGAUAA